Messenger RNA from Sporisorium graminicola, 1944 nucleotides. RefSeq lists its product as uncharacterized. The record is from RefSeq and is a predicted model, not a curated record. Lineage: Eukaryota; Fungi; Basidiomycota; Ustilaginomycetes; Ustilaginales; Ustilaginaceae. Bases 1 to 1944 code for a protein of 647 amino acids. The transcript has a single exon. Gene Ontology annotation, biological process: nuclear inner membrane organization. Gene Ontology annotation, cellular component: mitotic spindle pole body; microtubule organizing center attachment site; chromosome, centromeric core domain.
AUGUGGAAGCUGCUGCCUUGGACCGGCAGGGGUGCAUCCGGCUACCCACAACGAGAAUGCUUCUACUGCUGCACCACCAGCAUCAUCCUUCCGCCGUACUCGCAGCAGGGCGCGUCCGACGAUGCUCUUGGUAUUGCGAACCAACUACCCAACGUGGCCACUUCGUCGAGCGCUUCUUCCAUUUCCACCGGCACACCAGCCAAUUGGUACUGUUCCAGCUGUCAUUGCCAAAACGUCGCCGAGCAGGAUGGGACCCCCGUGGAGCAAUACACCCGUCCGAUGUGGGAUGAGGCUUGGAAUCGCGACCGAAGUCAGCUGAUGCGUCACACGCGACCUCACAUCUCUAAGUCAGCUAAAGCACCGGUCGCUUCUUCGCCUGAUCAACGUACAAGAGUCUUGCAAAUGGGGUCCGCUGGGAAAGCACCUUUCAAGUUCUGUCACACGUGUCAGACAAACCAGGUUCUCACCCUCAAUAUGCUUGCCGACUACUUACCCAGCGAAGAGGACUCGGAAUACCAGCAGAAGCUUCAGCAGCUCCCAGAGUAUGAAGCCUCGAUCGCUGCACGAUACCCGCCGGUCUGCAUGGACUGUGCACCAAAAGUGGAGGAGAGGAUCACGGAACGCGAUCAGUUUGCAAGGAGUUGGAGCCUGGGAAAGUGGCUUGACCUCAAGAAGAAGGCUUCCAGUACCGGUCUCGUUGAUCUUGUCGACCGGGCCUCUUCAACAUUGGUCACCCAGCCAGAGCCUUCAAACUCUCCUCACACGACACCCCUCACGCCAUGGCCGUCGAAAGCGGCCAGGAUCAAAGGCACCCUCCGCAACAUUGCCAGUCUAGAUGACGGAUCGAUCUCGGCUAAGGUCAUCUUUGUGCUCGUCAACAUAAGCAUUUGGGCUGCCUACCUGGCGACAGCAUUAUGGCCUCACGAUGUGAUGCCGACACUGCAAGGAGUAGCGGACAGGAUCAGAAGCAAGCCGAUCUCGUGGUUGACUGCCGAGUUCGGACUCGUUGCCCUGUUCCUGAUGCCGAGCUUGCUCACUAAGAGCAGCAGAAUGGAUCCGCUCAAGCGCUCGACCGAGCGCGCAAGGGCUCGCCAACUCCGAGUCGAGGUCAAGGGUAUGGAUCUGUGGCGCACUACUCAGAGUGUUUUUCUUGCGCUGCGCUCCGUCGCUUUACUGGUGACUUUCUUGGACGCAAUCACACCAAACGACUCCGCGAAAGCACUGGAAUGGAUAGCACACACUGCGGGAAAAAGCCAAGUCGAGUUUCUUAAGCUGGCCGCCAUGUCUUUGCUCGUUGGCGAAGCGGGCUUUACUACAGCAGCAGCGAGUCGACUUCGAGUCCAGCCGCCGACGCCCCUACAACUAGUAUCGCGACCUAUCACAGCGAUAGGAGGACAAGCAAAACGGUCGAAUCAAGACAGCGAUGCUCUGCUCACCGGUCUCAGCUUGGACGAUGGAGCAGCUGCGCGUCCAUCCAUUGGCCUCUUUCACGAUGAGACUAUAUUCGACUCUCACGCUGACAAGGAGAGCGGAACGACCCCUCGUGUGGAACGCGAUGCAGACGGCGACGCAGUUAUGGAGGAUGCCGCGACGUACGUCGCCCGACGAGUAUCUCGGUCUUCGGAAGAUGACUGGGAGGACGGAUCUGCUCGCAUUCCUGCCCCGCCAACUUCGACAUGGUCUCCCAAUUGGCCGAGCAAUGGAGUUUCAAAGCAGCCAGGCCCUACGUCGAAUUCCGCAUUCACUACAACGCAGGGUGGUAGAGCUGGCGUAGGGUUCUCGAGGUACCACGACUUCCAGCUGGGCCCACAGCGGUUUUGGGAGCCUCAGAACCCGACGGGUCUGGAAGACGUGUUUGGCAGAGCCGUUUCGUUAGAUGAUGCACCGCGGCGUAACGAUGACGCUUCGAGCAGCAAGUGGAGUAAGUGGCUAGGCUUCUCUUGA